UCCUGCCUGACUGUAGUACUCAUCCAUACUACUACUACUCAUUCACCGUAUUCCUGGUGUCGCAGACUUCUGUGUGUUGGUAUAUUAUGAGCGGAGUGAGUCCUCCUCCACGCGGACGAUCUGUGGACGGAGAGUGGAAAGUACUGCGCACGCGCUCGGCGGGAUUAACGUGCGGGUAGAAAAGUGGCGCUGCUGCUGUGGCGCUCAGCUCCGGUGGUUGCCUUAGCAAUGGACGGGGAGUCAGAGCCAAACCCUGCCAUCGCAGAAGAGGCAGGGGAGCAGGUGGAGUCCAUGGAUGCCACACCCUCCCACGAGCAACAAACCACACCCCCUUCAGAGGAGGCUGGGGAGGCAGUUUCCAUGGUAACAGAAGAUGAAACCACAAAGGAGGGCGUCACAGAGGACAAUGAUGAUGAUGUGGUUCUGGUGGAGGAGGAAGAGGAGGAGGAGGAGCAGCAGCAGCAGCAGCAGCAGCAGGACGAGGAGGAGGAGGAUGCUCCCCAGCCUUCUGCCACAAGCCUUUCCCAAGACACGCCCAGCUCAGACGGCCUCGAGCCAACUGACGAUGUGGCAUCUGUAGACAUGUCCACUGCAGCGAUGCCUUCCAAGACCCCCAGUCCUCCUGCGUCUUCCAACGCAUCCACAGUGGAAUCACUUACAAAACCUCCAACCACAGCAGCAGAGCCCAUUGUCAUUGAUGAUGAGGAGGACUCUGAACAGAAAGAAACUUCCUCCUUCUCACCAGCACCUCCUGGAGUCUCCUCCAUAUCCCACUCGCCUGGUGCACUCAGCAGCACCGAGCCAGAUUCAGAGAUCAGGAUCGCCAGUGUCACCACGCUGGGCUCCAGUAGCCAGAAAGGAGAGUCUGCAGAAAAUUCUCCACCACAUCCAGCAGACGUCCAGGCAGACAUGAACCUGAUGAUAACCUCGGUGACAUCACUGCAGGAAGGAGUAGCAGCUGUCACAGCGGCAGGUGAAGGCCUGGUGGAGGAAAAUGGCCUGCAGAUAAGCAACGCCUUCAGCCUCAAUCCUGACACCCCAUCUGGCCGACCAACAGCCUCCUUCAACCCAGGGCGGGGCUCGGGCCCCAUGGGCCAGCUGGUACAGAAUGGAGACACUGGGACACACAACAGAGCAGAUUCAUGGAUCUCUCAAUCUGCUUCAGUCCCCCGCAACCAAAAACAGACCGGGGUGGACUCUCCGUCACCAGCCACCUCACUGCCCAAACCUCCAGGCCAGUCUUCCUCAUCAACUUCAUCCUCAGGCUCCCAGCCACAGCCCAGGACGGUCAAGGUGACCUGUGCUAACUGUAAAAAGCCUCUGAAGAAAGGCCAAACGGCUUACCAACGAAAAGGCUCCACUCACCUGUUCUGCUCAACCACCUGUCUAUCUGCCUUCUCACACAAACCUGCCCCCAAGAAGAGCUGCACUAUGUGCAAAAAGGACAUCACAAAUAUGAAGGGUACCAUCGUGGCCCAGGUUGACUCCAGCGAGUCUUUCCAGGAGUUCUGCAGCACAGGCUGCCUAGGCGCAUACGAGAACAAGCAAACCCCUCCAAAAUCGGGCCUGAAAACCAAAUGUACUGUCUGCGGGCAGCUCACAGAGUGUCGUGCUGUCACCACCACCGCAAAGAACCAGGGCGCAGUGGAUGAAGCCACACCUGCUCAGAUCCGGCACGAGGUUAGCUUCAAGACUGUGACGCACAAGAUCUGCAGCGACGCGUGUUUCAACGUUUACCGCAGGGCCAACGGGUUGAUCAUGAACUGCUGCGAGCAAUGUGGCGACUACCUGCCCACCCGAGCAUCAGCCAACCACUUUCUGCUGGUCGAUGGCCAACAGAAACGAUUCUGCUGUCACACCUGUAUCAGGGAGUUCAAGCAGGCCCACAGCAAACUUGCGAGUUGCGCGAGUUGCAAAACGCUGAUAAAGACGGGCGAGGUGCUCCACAGCCUCGGAGCGACUGGCACCAUGUGCUCCUUCUGCUCCGUCAACUGCAUGAACAAGGGCAAACUGACGUCGACCUCCUUCAUCAAUACAGAACCCUCAUGUCACUUCUGUAAGAGGAAUUCAUUACCGCAGUACCAGGCCACGCUGCCAGAGGGAAACAUCCUCAACUUCUGCAGCUCACAAUGUGUCACCAAGUUCCAGAAUGCUACUCUUCAAACAGCCACAAACGGACAGACGCCACUCUCCACUACAAACAACACAGUCCAACUGAAAUGUAACUACUGUCGAGGAGCAUUCAGUUUGAAACCUGAAAUUCUGGACUGGGAGGAUAGAGUCUUCCAGUUUUGUAGUAAGGCGUGUUGUGAGGACUACAAGAAGCUCCACUGCAUUGUGACGUUUUGCGAGUACUGCCAAGAGGAGAAGACGCUACACGAGACAGUCAACUUUUCUGGGGUCAAGAGACCUUUCUGCAGUGAAGGUUGUAAACUCUUAUACAAGCAGGACUUUAUCAAGCGUUUGGGUCUGAAGUGUGUUAGCUGUAACCACUGCAGCCAGCUGUGUAAGAGAGCUCUGACCCGGCAGCUCGGUGGCAUGACUCGGGACUUCUGCAGCGAGGCGUGUGCCAAGAAGUUCUACGACUGGUACCACAAGGCGGCGCGGUGUGACUGCUGUAAGGUGCAGGGUAACCUGACAGAGUCUGUGAUGUGGAGAUCAGAAGUGAAGCAGUUCUGUGACCAGGAGUGUCUGUUGAAGUUCUACUGCCAACAGAACGAUCCCAUCAUGGUCACACAGAGAGGCCCUGAGAACUCCGGCCUAGGGAUUGUAGCGCAAGGGGCCAAACCUGGGCAUGUGAACCAGGGCACUGUAGCAUACUCUGGUGGAGGUUUGAUGAGAGAUGUCAAGAACAAGGCAGUGCUCUGCAAACCGCUUACCUUGACCAAGGCCACCUACUGCAAGCCACACAUGCAGAGCAAACUUCUACAGACAGAUAUAGACGAUGGUGUGAAGAGGGAGUAUGUUCCUGUACCCAUACCUGUGCCUGUAUUCAUCCCCAUGCCCAUGAAUAUGUAUUCCCAGAUGACUCCCACUCCAGUCUCUCUGCCUAUUCCGGUUCCUGUGCCUAUUUUCUUGCCGACCACGCUGCAGGGGGCAGAACAGAUCAUCCAGACCAUCCGUGAUCUCAAAACCAAGUUGGCCUCUGACUCUCUGGAGGCCGAAUUAAUUUCCCUGGCGAAUAUGAUCGCAGAGGAGCAGAAGCCAGCAAAUGAUGAGAGUGAGCAGCCAACUGGCUCAGUUUCAGAUGUGAAGCCGGUAAAAGUAAAGAGGGAGUGUGAAGGGGAGGAUGCCUCCGGUAGCAGCUCAGAGAAAGAGGAAGACAAAGAAGAGGAGGAAGAAGAAAAGGAGGAGGAGGAAGUAGAAGGAAAAGAUGAGACGGAGGUGGAGGAGGAGGAGGAAGAAGAAGAAGAGGAGGAAGAAGAAGAAGAAGAGAAGUAUGAACCAGACCUGGACCUGGAGGCAGACUUCCCUCAAGACUCAGACCCUGUUCCAGUCUUUGAAGGAAUGGACGACGACAUGGGAUUCUCACUACCUCUAGUCUUAGCAGAAGAGAAGGAGGAGUCGGAAGAGUCGUCACCUCGACCCCUGCCCAUUAAAAAAGGGAACAAGAGGCUUGCGGUGGAGGAGGGCUCAGAUUCAGCCUCGUCCCCUUCUUCCAAUCCAGCGGGCAAACGCCCAGGAGGACGAUCGCUGCCUCUCAAAGCUCGCUAUGGCAUCAACGCCUGGAAGCGCUGGGCACUGUCUCGUUCUCACCAAUCAGAUGACACCAAAGUAAAAGAUGGAUCCAAACCAGCUCGGUCAAAAAGUAACUUGUUGUCGCUGAGUUCGGAGGAGCUGAACGGGGCUCUGUCCCGGUUUGUCAGUGAGGUCUGCCGGACCAAUGGGGAGCGCUACUCUCCAGACAGUAUCCUCUACCUCUGUCUGGGGAUCCAGCAGCACCUCCAAGCCAAAGGCCGGAAGGAUGACCUGUUCAGUGACAUUUGCUACCAGCAGUUUGGAGAGGAUCUGAACAAAGUGCUGAAGGACUGGCAGCCCAGCGUGCUUCCUGAUGGCUCUCUGUGGGGUAGAGUGGAGGAGCAGAGCCUGUGGAGCAGUGGGCAGCUCGGGGAGCAGAGUCCCGCUGCUCUGCUGCGUUCGCUGGUUUACCUGAACACCAAAUACUUCGGCCUGCGCACCGUGGAGCAGCACCUCCGCCUCUCCUUUGCCAACGUCUACGGCCCUGACACUGUCCAUCCUGUUACAAAGGAGACAAACGUCUGCAUCCGCGUGCCAUCCAUCUCUCAGGAUAACCACGUACAAACGGGGUCAAGGAAGAGGAAGCGGAAAUUGGAGGAGGGCGAUCAGGACGACGACUCGGGAGGCUCCACUGUUCGCUGCCCGGUUAAGAAGCACGAGUGUCACCUGUACGACCUCUACAGAUCAAAGUGCCCGACGUUGUUGCGGGAGCGUCUAGACAUCUUUUACGUUCAGCCAGAUCCGGCCUGCAGCCCCGACGAUCCGCUGUGGUUCUCCUCCACGCCGCUGGAGCGAUGUAUCCUGGAGAGCCUCCUCACCAGAGUCCUCCUGGUCAGGGACAUUUACACAGACAAACAACAACUAGAGGAAGAAGACGAGGAGGAAGACGACAGCUCUCAAGCUGCUGGGGGGGUAUAGAAGUCACUUUGGACUGUUAGUCGAGCGUGAACAUCAGCAGCAGAGGUGGAGCAGGAAACAGAGAUUAACUAGUAGCUUGUGUACACUCCUCCCCGCUGAAUUGCUGAUUCCUCCGGGUGAGGAAUGUUUGCAAAAGAGGCCCUGAACAGGUAGAGGCUGAUGACAGUGGUGGUGACGAUCGACUCGUCGUUCUGCUGAUUGACUACAAACAGGAUGAGAAGGUCAUUAAGCUAGACAAGACAAUUAUAUCUCCAGUCAUUAAACAGAAGAGGAGGAACAGGCAGGGAUACCCUGAUGUAAGGAUCUAGUUUGGAGGAGGAAGUGGUGGAGCUGUAAUCUGUUCUGCUCAAACUGAGUUAAAUCAGGUAUAAUACUUGAGUCCUAACAGUUAGCACCAUGAUAUUAUGGGUGGUCCUGUUGUGCAUUGCCAUCACUUCUGAUCAUGCAGCUUGUUUUAGUACUCAAACAAGCAGAUAUUUGAGCUUUCAAUAAUGCAGAAUCAUGCUUUAACAAAGUUUAUCAGGAGGCUACUAGGGGACGACAAGGGACAGGAAGCCAUGGAGUUAUUUCCUCUUCCUUUAGAGCUGUUUUGUCCUCGCCAUCGCUCCCUGUAUGAAAAGGAGCAAGAGGAGCGCAUGAGGUCUAGAAUAACUUAUAAAGUGAAUCAAAAAGGAAGGGAGAGGAAAGGGUCAGAUGCGACAACCAGCGGAGGAUGUCAGAGUUUCAAUGUCACAGCUGGUAGGUGGAACUUCCAUCUUAAUUCACACACAAACAUGUUCAUGUUGUGAAAAAUGGAACCGCCACAGGUAAAAUUAUUUUCUCUGGCCACCGUCGUCCCAACUUAACCACUGAUUGUUUGACAAAGUGUCUCAAAUGUUUAUUUGAAUGAAUGAUUAAACUCUAAAUAACAUUUGACAACACGACAAUUGUAACAAUGAGCUUUUGUCCACUGCUUCCUCACUUUUUUUAAUAUUUGAACAUUUCUAUCAUUUAAUGAAAGCAGUGGUGUAGCUUUGGUGGUUUAAUAGUUUUUAAAAGCCGUGCACACCCUCAACUGUUACUUUUGGCACAUGUCCCUACUUUUGGCACAUGUCCCAUCUUAUAUCAUAGAGGAGGCAGGGUUUAUCAAUGCUAGAUGGCAAACGAGGUGCUUUGGCUUCACUUUUAGGGAGCAGCCAUGGGAGAUGACACAAGCCAGGCCAAAAUUAACCAAAUCACUGGUGUGGGUUUCUAGGGUGAAGGUGGCGGUCUGUCCCUUAUUCAAGCGUAAGUGCAUCAUGAAAAUCUUCAGUUGGACUUGUUAAUCGCGUCUCAAAUCCAUCUUCCUCCCGGUCCUCAGAAUCGCACAUCUCCAUUAUUCUGGGCUGCUUUCAUUCCUCUUCAUCCUCCCGCUCCUCGCUGCUCUUCCUCUUGUCAGUUCUGCUCUCAGGCGAAACCAUUUCCCCACAGGACGAUCCCAGGCCAGAAAAACGGACGACUAUACCUCAGGUCGUCUCUUACUGGGUCUGGCUCGUUGUGGUAACCUACCACCAUGCUGCAUUUCUUAAUUAGGACACUAGGGGAACCUUCACUCAUGCCAUGUAAGCAUUACUUGUGUACUAAGCCCAGAUUGGGUUGUUUUGAAGUGUAAAUAUCUUCUGAAACAAGACAGUUAUUUCAGAUUGAAUCGACACAGACUGACAAACACACCCACUGAAAGCUUCAGUUUAAACCCUUUUUUAUAAAGACUGAAUAUUUAUUUCUCUUUAUUAGUUUGACUGGAUCAUCUGUGGACUUGGGAUUUUUUCAUAGGUGUCAUUUUCUGUCUGCCGUCAUUCAUAGAAAAUCCGCUGCAGCCUCACCUCUCUUCCAUUUAAGGGUUUCUGUGCAGCAACCUGCUUAACAUGAAGGAUGUUGAUUAUUCAGAACUCAACAGUCUGUUUUUCGGACUUUCCUUUCUGCUUCUGUCCAUGUGUUUGUUGUUUCUUGGUAUUUGAGUCUUAUUUGCACUAAAUAUUGAUUUAGUUGAAAUAUUCAGCAAUUGUUAAUUGCUACAGGACGGCAAGGCUUGUAUCAGAAUAAAGGAUUAGUUUAAAAUUAAACAAUUUUUUUCCAUUGGACUACAGUAUCAUUUUUCCUUUUAUAAACGUCCCCUUUUUUACUUCAUCGUUUUUUAUUUGAAUUGUCGUUCAAUAAAUUGGAGAAAGUGAGUUCAAAUCAAGUCAAUAUUAAUUGACGGAAAUUUGUUUCUACUUCUACUAUACAAGGAGAACCGCAACAGUUUUACACCUUUUACAAAUGUAUGCUUCCACAACCAGUGCCCAGAACAUUAGGAACACCCUCCACAGUCACAUCGUUUCAUUUUACCCAAAUGUUUUGCGCAUCUAAUGGUCUGGAACAGCAGUGUAUCAUUAAAGGAACAUGUGCUAACAGUGGAUUUAAUCGGACAAGAUUAAACCACUUUUACGCUUGACAAUGGAAGUUAAUGAAACUGACCCUGAAUUUGAAGAUCCCUUUGAUUUAAAACAGCCAUUUCCACCCCCUGCUGGACUCUGAGGCAGCCACCAAACCUGCCACAGGUUUGGACCUAAGCAUUAGCUGCUGUGGCUGGCUUCAAUGCCUAAUGUGAAUGUGCCUCUGUAAAUACUGAAAAUGAGUGAUUGUGACUUGAGUCUGAUGCUAUGUGUGUGGGCUGAUCUGCUGAUACGGUCAUGUUAAAUAAAUGAUUUCAUUUUCUAA
Platichthys flesus (European flounder) is the source of this 7374-nucleotide messenger RNA. It is a transcript of the gene zmym2, whose product is annotated as zinc finger, MYM-type 2. Gene Ontology annotation, molecular function: zinc ion binding. NCBI's taxonomy places the organism in Eukaryota, Metazoa, Chordata, Actinopteri, Pleuronectiformes, Pleuronectidae. The transcript has 26 exons. The record is from RefSeq and is a predicted model, not a curated record. Bases 229 to 4656 code for a protein of 1475 amino acids.